GUCAUCUGACUAUCACUUGUGGGAAUUGAUAGUGUAUAGUUCUCAUAGAUUACCAAACUACAUGUUGAACUAGCUUUACUUGUGUUAGUUUUAGCAACCAAAAUGGCGGGUUCAGAAAAGGCAAUAGAGGACUACCUAAAGCAAAGAAAUAUAACAAAAGAAAAGGAUGUGGAACAACUGUAUUUGGCAAAUAAAGGACUAGAUGAGGUAGCAAAUUUAGGAAGAUACAAAUUUCUCAGGACUCUAUGGUUAAACGGAAACAGGCUAAGGCGAGUUAACUUUCUAAACAACAAUUUUCACAUCUCUGAGCUACACUUACAAGACAACCAGUUGGUGGAGAUCACUGGCGCUGUGGGUCAUUUGAGUUGUUUACGCGUGCUGAUGUUACAGAAUAACCAGCUGACAAAGCUAGAGAAGGUGGUUAGAGAGUUUCAAAAGAUGCUCACACUCCACACACUCAAUCUGUUUAAUAAUCCUGUGGCACAAGAACCUGACUACAGAAUCUUUGUUGUCAAUUCUAUACCUUCCAUACAGCUCCUAGACCGACAAGAGGUCAGUAAGAAAGAGCGUGACACAGCGCGGCAGAUCUACGACCAGGAACAGGAGAAGAUCCGAGAAACUGUGGCAUUUGGUCGCCGCUCAGAGGGACCACCCACCAUUUAUUACUCAAGUUCUGACAAAGUUCAUAGAUCAACUUCAGAUACUACAGACUAUGGAAACAGCUUUCUCAGAGAUAAUCCACCUUAUGAGACAAUGGAGGAUGCAAUUAAUGCUCGUCGAAGGAAGAAGUCAGUCACAAUUUAUACAUCUUUUGAUUGGUCAAAACUUCCAGUAUAUGAGCAGCGUCGACAGAGUGAUAAACCUUUUGAUUCUCCAGAAAUUAUUACACACGUUUAUCGCUGACAGUUGUUCAACUAUCUUUAAACUGUCAGACUAUAAUUUCCUUUCCUUUGUUAAAUUAUAUCUUUCACACUCUCUUGUACAAUUGUGAGUCACUGUGAUACCGUUAGUAAACCAUUUCAUUUUAUAUUUUGUUUUAUAUUUUUACAAAAGAUUUAUUGCUUUUUUGUAUAAAUUAUUUGAUGUUAUCUUACUCCAUAGUUUAUUUUUUCUUACAAAUAUACAUGUAUUAUUGACAUAAUGCUGUUUCUUGUUUCCAUAUUACUGAGCAUAAUGAAUAAUGAAUUAAGUUAGUAUUUUUGAUAAAAACAGUCCUUGUAAUACAUACAUGUACAUGUAUGUUGUAGAAGUUCUCGUUUCUAACUUUUAACCUUGAUGUAUAAUUGUGAGGAGAUAUCACCAAUGUCUCUAUGAUGAUAUACUGAGAUGUGCCAAUGUUCUGUGAUGUCAUUGUAAGAUGUCCCCAGUGUUUUUAGUGUCUUUGAGAUGUUCCCAGUGUCUUUUUGAUGUCAUUAAGAGAUGUCUCCAUUGUCUGUGAUGUCAUUGUGAGAUGUCUCCAUAGUCUGUGAUGUCAUUGAGAGAUGUCUCCAUAGUCUGUGAUGUCAUUGAGAGAUGUCUCCAUAGUCUGUGAUGUCAUUGAGAGAUGUCUCCAUAGUCUGUGAUGUCAUUGAGAGAUGUCUCCAUAGUCUGUGAUGUCAUUGAGAGAUGUCUCCAUAGUCUGUGAUGUCAUUGAGAGAGGUCGCCACAGUCUGUGAUGUCAUUGAGAGAUGUCUCCAUAGUCUGUGAUGUCAUUGAGAGAUGUCUCCAUAGUCUGUGAUGUCAUUGAGAGAUGUCUCAAUAGUCUGUGAUGUCAUUGAGAGAUGUCUCCACAGUUUAUGAUGUCAUUGAUAGAUGUCUCCACAGUCUGUGAUGUCAUUGAGAGAUGUCUCCACAGUCUGUGAUGUCAUUGAGAGAGGUCGCCACAGUCUGUGAUGUCAUUGAGAUAUGUCUCCAUAGUCUGUGAUGUCAUUGGGAGAUGUCUCCAUAGUCUGUGAUGUCACUGAAAGAUGUUCCCAAGGUCUCUAUCAUGAAUGUCCAUGUAAGAUACCUUCAGAGUUGAUGUGAUGUAAUUAGGAAUAGAUAUGGUAUCUUCAUUAAUGUUAUUAUAAGGCCUUUAAUAGUGAUGUUAUUUUAAAGGAGAUACUCCUGUAAUGUUUGUGUCAAAUGUCUUAAUGAUGUCAUUGGGAGAUUGCAUGUUUUUUUGUGAGACAUUCUUGUGUGCCCCACAUGCUAUUAUGGGGAGAGAUGGUCUCAGAGCCUCUUUGAUGUUAUUGUAAGCAAAUAAUGAUGUUAUUGUGAUGUCCACUGUGCCAUUGUUAGGAGAUGCCCUCAGCAAUGCCAUUGUGAGAUGAAUGUUCUCAGUGCCUCUACAAUGUUAUUGAAAUUGCAUGUUAGAUGCCUUCAAUGUUCAUUUGACUGUGAUAUGGUUUUUGCCCAUGAUGUUAUUGAGGAGAUGUCCUCUGUCAUUAUAUGUUUGAUGUUGUUGUGAGUAGAUGACACCAUGCAGUAAUGUAGAUUUCUUUGAUGCCUUUGUGAUGUUUCCUGGCCUUAUUGUGUCUAGGUCAGUUAGAGACUGACGUCUGACUCUUAUUUAGGAAUGUUUUGUUACUGAUACAAUAUAGUACAAUAAACAAUCACAGAAAAGAGA
Messenger RNA from Magallana angulata, 2587 nucleotides. Its product is annotated as leucine-rich repeat-containing protein 72-like. The record is from RefSeq and is a predicted model, not a curated record. The transcript has 8 exons. NCBI's taxonomy places the organism in Eukaryota, Metazoa, Mollusca, Bivalvia, Ostreida, Ostreidae. Bases 103 to 903 code for a protein of 266 amino acids.